This is a messenger RNA of Paraphaeosphaeria sporulosa, 2050 nucleotides long. Its product is annotated as major facilitator superfamily transporter. Gene Ontology annotation, biological process: transmembrane transport. The record is from RefSeq and is a predicted model, not a curated record. Gene Ontology annotation, cellular component: membrane. Gene Ontology annotation, molecular function: transmembrane transporter activity. The coding region runs from base 157 to 1935 and encodes 592 amino acids. The transcript is spliced from 16 exons. Lineage: Eukaryota; Fungi; Ascomycota; Dothideomycetes; Pleosporales; Didymosphaeriaceae.
GGGGCUUCAAACUAGUAGAUUGGGAUAUUUCUAAUCUACCUUGAUAGUGUCAACGAAAACCGACAGCUACAGAUAAAUAAACCCAAGGUGAAUUUGCGCCUGGCUAGAGGCUCGUCAGGUUAAGUUGAGUCGCCCCCCUGAGAGGUAUUCGUCAAGAUGGCGCACCAAUCAAGACGAAGCUUGAAUACGAUGCGAACCGAUGACGCAUCAUCGGGCAGGUCAUCAACAUGUUCAGAGAAGAGAGGGAAUUUCUCAAUUGCAGGUGAUGAAGAGAAUAAGAUAGAGGGUAGCCUUCUGGGCGAUCGCCUCGGACUCAGUCCAGAAGGUCGUGAAAUCGAAGAAGAGGCAAUCACCCGUUUUUCCACCGCCAACUCGAUUCGCCCGGGGCUCUCCAAGACCCAGACCAACGCCAAAAGCCUGCGCAGCAUCAGAUCGCAUCAUUCACGCGCAGGGGCCGAUGGCUACACCUUGAACGACGAAGACGAAAAGCCGAACAACUCCAGCGGUGCAACUGGAGAAGAUGCCGCUGAUCCGUAUCUAGUCCGCUGGGAAGGAGGUGAUGCAGAUCCAAUGAACCCUCGCAGCAUGACGACGCUACGACGCUGGUGCAUUGUGUUCAUUGUGAGCGCAAGUUCCUUGUGCGUGACAUGUACGAGUUCGCUGUAUACGUCGACGUAUGGUCAGCUGAUGCCAGAGUUUGGGACGAGUCGAUUGGUAUGCACACUUGGACUGAGCUUGUUCGUGGCUGGGCUUGGGACGGGCCCUAUGAUUUUGAGUCCCCUGUCAGAGUUCUAUGGUCGUCGGCCAAUCUACAUAUGCUCAUUUACCUUCUUCCUCAUCUUCACCAUUCCGUGCGCGUUUGCGCAGAAUAUCCAGACCAUGCUCGUAGCACGCUUCCUCGACGGAUUAGCGGGCAGUGCCUUCCUUUCUGUGGCUGGCGGCACUGUUGGAGACAUGUUUGCGAAACACGAACUCUCGGCACCUAUGAUGGUCUAUACUGCAAGCCCUUUCAUCGGGCCCGAACUCGGUCCUCUCGUCGCUGGAUUCAUCGUGCAGAAUACGACAUGGAGGUGGUGUUUCUACGUCUUGAUGAUUUGGUCUGCAGUCCAGCUUGCAUUGAUAGUGCUUUUCGUGCCUGAGACAUACCAUCCGGUGCUUCUUCGUAACAAGGCGAUUCGCCUACGAAAAGAAACCGGGAAUCCAGAUUGGAUAGCACCGAUAGAGAAGUUGUCACGGUCGAUCAUAAAGACGGUGUUGUGGUCAUGCAUCAGACCGUUUCAACUGCUGUUCUUCGAGCCAAUGUGCCUCAACCUUUGUAUUCUCAGCGCGAUAUUGUUGGGAAUUCUAUACUUAUUCUUUGGGGCCUUCCCUCUAGUCUUCCAGAACAAUCACGGCUUCACGGUGUCGCAGACGGGGCUUUCCUUUCUCGGGCUCUUCGUGGGCAUGCUGGCCGGGAUCACAAGCGAUCUGUUCUGGCGAAGGAGAUACGACAGACUCGUACAGCGCAGCGAAGCGCAAGGGGGUGGGAGUGAACCAGAAUUCCGGCUCCCCGCUACAGUAUUCGGGGCCUUUUUGGUGCCCCUUUCGUUGUUCGGGUUUGGGUGGACCACGUAUGCCUGGGUGCACUGGAUAGUCCCCAUUGUUUUCUCGGGCCUGUUUGGAACAGGCGUCAUCUGGGUCUUCUCUGGAGUGUUUACCUUCUUGGUCGAAGCUUACCCGCUCUACGCUGCUUCAGCGCUCGCAGCCAACAGUUUUGCGCGCUCGUACUUUGCCGCGGCGUUUCCUCUGUUCGGUGUCCAGAUGUACAACAAUCUCGGCUACCAGUGGGCGACGACACUGCUGGCCUUCCUGGCCCUUGUCAUGGCACCAUUCCCAAUCCUCUUCUUUCGAUUCGGCAAGAGACUCAGGGGCAACAGUCGCUUCGCAUCAGGAUAGACAUUUGGGGCAAGGCGGGAGAAGCAUGUGGCGGAUUCGAGUGGUGGAAAGGGCCUAAUUAUAGAGGAGGGUCGCACGGCAUCUGCAUGCCUCGAGUGUUUAUUGAAUGUGCAAG